AACAUUUGAUCAUCUAGUUAAUUUGGUUGCAGUUUGUUGCCUAAUUAGUAAUUUCACAAAAGUAAUUUUCAAUAAUUUAAUAAUAAUCGUAAACUUAUUUCAUAAUACGUAUAGAAUUCAAUUUUAUAUUGUUUACUUUUAAAACUACCUAUCUACCUAUUCACUGCGUUUCGAACCGUACGAAAUCAAUGAAGAAUUAUCUAUAUGAAGUACUCUGAACACUGAAAAUCACAAAAUACAUUGGUAUUUUACUCAACACAGCAUUUAUUUUGAUGCCAAGUGUUUGCCUUUGUUUACGACCUGUGUGAAGGGCAUCUAGAGAUACAGCCGACCGCCGUCGCGAUGAACUCCAAACCCGAUGGACAGCAGUCCAAGUACCAGCUGUCAAAAGAAACGGCUGGACUCCGUUCAACGGAUUUAUUGCCUCAUAAUUUAUCCGGACAAGCACCAACCAGAGAGUUUUUGUUAAAAGUCGUUGAUAUCUUAGUAGAUUACAUCAAUGACGUUAAUAACAGAGAUGAAAAAGUAUUGCAUUUUAAGCACCCCGAGGAGAUGUUACGACUGCUGAAAUUGGAUAUUCCCGACGAAGGUGUGCCGUUGCAAAAUUUAAUCGACGAUUGUAGUCUAACACUCAAGCAUCAAGUAAAAACAGGACAUCCAAGAUUUUUCAACCAGCUCUCGUGUGGUCUGGACAUCGUGUCCAUGGCCGGCGAAUGGCUGACGGCAACAGCAAAUACGAACAUGUUCACGUACGAAAUAGCUCCUGUGUUUAUUCUCAUGGAAAACGUGGUGUUGACCAAGAUGAGGGAAAUCAUCGGGUGGAAGGGCGGUGACUCAAUUUUUGCUCCAGGUGGAUCGAUAUCGAAUAUGUACGCGUUUUUAGCAGCCCGGCACAAAAUGUUCCCGGGAUACAAGGAACAAGGACUUCACUCGAUCAAAGGACAACUGGUCAUGUACACGUCGAACCAAUCUCAUUAUUCGGUUAAAAGUUGUGCUUCAGUAUGUGGACUAGGAACUGACAACUGUGUCGAUGUACCAAGUGACGAAAGGGGCCGCAUGAUACCUUCUGAACUGGAGCGCCUCAUAUUGGAAAGAAAAUCCAAAGGCCACAUACCAUUUUUUGUCACUGCCACUGCUGGCACGACCGUUCUUGGGGCAUUUGAUCCAAUCAACGAAAUCGCAGACAUUUGCGAAAAAUAUAAGAUGUGGCUUCACAUCGAUGCUGCGUGGGGAGGAGGGCUGCUUCUAUCUCGAAAGUACCGACAUCCCCGUCUGGAUGGCAUUGAACGGGCUAACUCGGUGACUUGGAAUCCACACAAAUUGAUGGGCACCCUACUCCAGUGCUCCACAAUACAUUUCCGAGAGAAUGGACUGUUGAUCAGCUGCAACCAAAUGAGCGCGGAAUACUUGUUUAUGCAAGACAAACUAUACGACAUUCAAUACGAUACAGGUGACAAAGUUAUACAGUGUGGUCGUCACAACGAUGUGUUUAAACUUUGGCUGCAAUGGCGUGCUAAGGGUAAUGAAGGUUUCGAAAAACACAUGGAUCACUUGAUGGAACUCAGUGAAUACAUGGUGGAGAAAAUUAAGGCAUCGCCAGACAAAUAUUAUUUGAUCCUCGAGCCGGAAAUGGUGAACGUCAGCUUUUGGUACGUGCCGAAGCGCCUGCGGAACAUCCCACACUCGCCGAAACGUGCGGAAAGCCUUGGCCAGAUCACACCAGUUCUGAAGGGCAAAAUGAUGGAAGUCGGCACGUUGAUGGUCGGAUAUCAGCCACUGAACGAGUUACCGAACUUCUUCAGAAACAUCAUAUCCAGCGCCGCGGUUACCAAGGAGGACGUCGACUUUUUGCUGUCCGAACUCGACCGUCUGGGACAAGACCUCUAAGUCAUGAGAAUAUGAAAACUUUUAAUAAUGAAUUCCGCUAGUCUCUAUAUGUAUAGUUUUUAUUAUGUUAUGAUUUAGCAGACGAUAUAUCAGGAUCCCCGGUCAAUAUUCCCACCGUCAUUAAUAAUAGGUACCUAUUAUAGCGUGUGCUGCGUUUAUAUUAGAUAGGUAUAAAUGAUUUCGCAUAAUCAUUAGUAAGCGUUAUCCCCGAUUUUCCUUAAUUAUUAUUAUUGUUGUUGUUGUUGUUAUUGUUAUUGUAGUUGUAGUUGAUAAAAUAUAGUGAGCAUAUUAUUAUAUUGUAUUUAUUAUAAUUUGCUUCGAUCACAAGUCUACGCGUUAUAGGUACUAUAUAUAUUAUAAUAUUAUGUUUGCUUUUAAGUAUAUCGAUUUUUCGUCAGUCACAACUCGCGAGUAUUUAUUUUUUGAUUCUUCACAAUUGGUAUGACCCUGUCGUUUGUUUUAAUGGAAAUCCGCUGAUAGCAAUUUCCUAUAGCUCAUAUCGAUUUCCUCAAGUACGUGUAUUGUAACAACAGUAAUAAUAAUAAUAAUGCAACUUCUGAGAUUGGCCACUUCUGUUCCAAGAAUCACACGCAAGUCUAAUGUCAUUUUAAGUUUUAAAUAUAGAAUUUGAUGUUUAGUUGUAUAAUAUUGUUUGAAUACGUCUAACCAACGACCCGUUAAAACCAUAGGAUUGGCUGUCUGUUUAAAUGUGUCUAGAGUUUUACUUUUAUAGUUUCAUCCCACAACAAAUGAGUACCUACCUACCUUCUGAUAAUUGCUCUAUCACAAUACACUUUUUCUAUCGCAUGAUGGCAAUAAUAAAUAAUAUAAUGUACCAAUCCGUCACGGCUUGGUACACUAAAGUUAAUCACGUAAGACGUGAACAAUAUUCGAAACGAAAAAUCGUUUAUCGUUAGAGUACCUAAUAUAUUGGUAUAUUGUUGAUUACGGUUUAGGUAACCAUUUGAACACGAUUUUUCGGUUCGGGUGCGUUUGCGUCUUCAAAUCAGGUUUACAUUAUUUUGCAUGCUUUUAAAAUCACCAUAGUGAAGAAAAUCUACAAACGUUUUCCCGAUUUCAAAACGUUUUUACGGUUUUCAACACUCACUUAUCUAUAUAGGUAAACCGUUGUUUUUCUGCACCGUUUUAUUCGCACAUUUGCACAAAAGUUUUCUAUUCGCACCGUUGCACUUCAAAAAUAUUAUGCACUUAUAUCUGUUCUCACUUUCUAUACUUCUAUAAGCACGUAUUGUAAUAUGUAUAAUAUUAUAAUAAUAACAUAAUCAUGGACGUCUUCAGAUGGUAGAGACUUAACAUUAUACGCUUAAUAUUUGAUUUGUUACUGAUUUACUAUGACUAUUAAAAGCACGAAAAGUGUUAAAACCAGCUGAUGCAAAAAUGUUCUUAUUUUAACAUUUUUUGUCCCUAUAUCAUUUUCUUAAUGUUUAAAAAAACCUGGACGUCCUUGAGUAUAUUUUAUUAUUAUAAUAUUCGAUUCAAAUAUAUUUUGAUUAUUUUGAACUUUUUACUCAAUAUUAUAAUUUACAAUAUAUUACACUAAUGGCACUGUAGUUACUUCAAAUGCACCUUACACGUUUCGCACAUAAUAAUUAUUGCACAUUUUUGUAUAUUGAUUGAUAUUAUAUUUAAGAUAAUAUUCAAUACUGUGAUAUUUAUUACUAUUAGUCACUCACUUACGAGUGUGAUUAGUAUUUUAUAAGAUAUCGCAAUAUUGUUAGUCACUUUAUUAAUAUUUUAGAAAAUGUUUUCUUUAUAACUAUACCUACAUAAUAUUAUUAUUGCCAUUACACGAUCAGUCUAAAUGUCUUUACAGUGAACACCUUCCAACACGCCUCCAUUAAUCAUCAUAAUAUAUUACAAUAUCUAUUGUUUAUCAAUCUCGUAAAACUUUCUCUUUUAUUGGUGCACCCUCUCGCUGAACCCUAUUCUAAUUUGACGCCCCUGAGUGAACCAUACGCGUUUUCCAAGUCAUUCAUCAAAUCUUAAGUACUAUCUAUAGGCUCUCUCUCAAUUUUUCCCCUAUACAUAUACUCCACACUGGGUACAUGAUAUAAUAUUAUUUUAUGUUCAAGGUACCUAACACCCACAUUUUUUUUGUCACUAAUUGGUCGUCAGUUAGGUUUGUGUGGUUUUAAGUAUAGCUUAAGAUUUCUAAAAAGAAAUCUAUCCUAUUGGCCACUGUAUUUCUUAGGUCCACAUCUUAUCUCGCGGGUCAUAUUAUUAUAGUUAGGUAACAGUUUAAUGUAAUAACGUACCUUGCACAAUAUAGACUAUUAGACUUGCCCUGUCAAAACUAAAAUGGGGAGACUAUAAUAUAUCACUUUCGGGCUCAAAAUUAGUUCACUUAAACAUUAGAAUUACACUUAGGUACACUAUUUCAUUUUUAAUCGAUUCCACCGAUUGUCCAGUGUGUUUUUAUUUUCCCCAAAUAUUAUUAUAUAUUUCAGUUUUUAUGAAAUUAUUUAUAUGUAUUAUACUUAUAAUUAUAGUCGUCAUAUUAUUACGUUUUAACCAAUUUUAUUGUGUGAGAUGCCGCCGCCACACAUCGAUUACAUAUAUUAUAUUAUUACCCACGUUGUGUUUUAUUCAUAUUUAAAGUAUAUUAUUCGGAAGUAUAAAUUAUAUAGUAGCCAGUAGGUAUAUCUAGUAAAAAAAAAAGGAAAAAGUGUAUAAAGGCGAUUUUUGUUUCUCGGGGGCCGUGAAAUAAAUAAAUCAUAGAUAAAUACUGCAAUAAUAAUAUUAUACCGUGAUCGUAAUCGAUCGCACAAUAAUAACACUAUGAUCCGCCUGAUUGGUUUUUAUAGAAAUAUUAACAUUACAUUAUAAUAUUAUUAUAUUAUUCAACUUCCUUCUGAACCGCCAGUCAAUUUAAACGGUGAAUGGACUUAAACAUUCGUUUGUUUACUAAUUAUUUUACCAGAGUGAUUAUAUUAAUAUUUAUAUGACAUUUUAACUGAUAUUAUAAUUAUAAUGAAUAGUAAAAUAUACAAUAAUAUUCUGUAUUAUUUAAAUAUAAAAAUUAUUGCGACGACAUUAUACUCUUUCCUUGUGCCUCGUGUUCAUGACGAUACAAUAACAUUAUUCACUGCAAUAUUAUUUUUUAUUGUUAUAAUAAUACCAAUAUAAAACAUACUGAUAAGUCAACUAACUAGUAAAUAUAUGUCAUAAAUUCGCGUAGCAUAACCAAACAUUUUUGAUAAACACUACUUACUUACUAGAUGUUAUAUACACUAUUUUAUUUUCGUUUUAUAGUCGUUAUUAUAAUAUUAUUAAAUAAAUAUAAUAUAUAAACAUAUAAAAUAA
This is a messenger RNA of Acyrthosiphon pisum (pea aphid), 5211 nucleotides long. RefSeq names its product glutamate decarboxylase (gene Gad1). NCBI's taxonomy places the organism in Eukaryota, Metazoa, Arthropoda, Insecta, Hemiptera, Aphididae. The record is from RefSeq and is a predicted model, not a curated record. The coding region runs from base 343 to 1887 and encodes 514 amino acids. The transcript has 12 exons. Gene Ontology annotation, cellular component: cytoplasm. Gene Ontology annotation, molecular function: glutamate decarboxylase activity; pyridoxal phosphate binding. Gene Ontology annotation, biological process: GABA biosynthetic process.